AUGGCACAAAACGGGUCAUCACCAGCCGACAGCGCAGUAUCAGGAAUGGAGACUAUAGAAUACGAUGCGCUGAUCGUGGGUGCCGGUCUCAGUGGCAUAUUCUCAUUAUAUCGCAUGCGAGAGCUUGGUUACAAAGUCAAAGUGCUCGAGGCCGGGUCAGCAGAAGGUGGCACAUGGUUCUGGAACCGCUACCCUGGGGCACGCUUCGACUCGGAGAGCUAUUCGUACAUUUUCUCGUUCUCCCAGGAGGUCUUGGACGAGUGGGACUGGACAGAACACUUCGCCCCUCAAACCGAGACGUUAAAGUAUAUCAACUACCUGACAGACAAGUUUGAUCUACGUCGCGAUAUUCAAUUCAACACCUCCAUCAAGCAGGCGAAAUUCCAAGAAGACAGCAACUCAUGGCUGCUCACCGACGCGGCGGGAAAGACCUACUCGUGUCGAUGGCUCAUCACUUGCAUGGGCAUACUAAACGAGCCGACCCUGCCAAAUAUCGCGGGCGUUAAGGACUACAAGGGCCAGGCAUGGCACACGGCCAGAUGGCCCAGUGAUGCAUCGGCUCUGCGGGGCAAGCGGGUCGGUAUCAUUGGCACUGGCGCAACUGCGAUACAGACCGUCCAGGCCAUCGCCGGCGAGGUGGGAUCACUCAAGGUCUUCCAGCGGACACCAAACUGGACUGCACCCCUGAGGAAUUCAAAAAUCUCGAAAGAGGAAAUGAAGGCAAUUCGGAAAGAGUACCCCGAAAUAUUCCGCAAGUGCGCGGACUCAUACGCUUGCUUUAUCCACGUCGGCGACCCGAGCAAGGUCAACUCAAUGCCGCUAGAAGAACGGAUCAAGACGUGGGAAGUACUGUACGAGAAGCCAGGCUUUGCCAAAGUCCUGAGUGUCUCGGGAGACAUCUUCACCGACCGCGAGGCCAACAAGCUGUUCAGCGAUUUCAAUGCCGCCAAGAUAAGGGCGAGGGUCAACGACCCUGCAGUCGCAGAGAAGCUGAUACCGAAGAAUCAUGGCUUUGGCACACGGCGGGUGCCUUUGGAAAGCGGAUAUUAUGAGGUGUUCAACCAAGACAAUGUCCAUCUGGUCGAUCUCCAAGAGACCCCCAUAGAACGCAUCACGGAGAAGGGCGUCAAGACCACGGCGGAAGAGCAUGAGCUGGACGUGCUCAUAUACGCCACUGGGUUCGAUGCCGUGACCGGCUCGUUCAACGCAGUUGACAUACGGGGCCGGAACGACAGACGACUAAAGGAGGUGUGGGAGGACGGCAUACGCACAUUCCUUGGUCUCACCGUCAAAGACUUUCCCAAUAUGUUCAUGAUUAUGGGGCCGCAUCAAAUGUUUGGCAACAUUCCCAGGAGCAUCGAGUUUGCAGUCGAGUGGGUUUCCGGGCUGAUCAGGUGGGCACGAGACAACAACAUCUCCGUCAUCGAAGCGACUCAGAAGGGUAUGGAUGAUUGGACCCAACACGUUCACGAUUGCGGGCAAGGUCUGCUCGCCAAUGAGGUCGACUCCUGGAUGACUGGCGUCAACAAGAACCUGGCGCACAAGCAGAAGCGAUCGAUGACGCGGUACAACGGACCAGCUCCGGGUUAUCGCAAGCGGUGCAAUGAGGUGAAGGAGAGGGGUUACUCUGAUUUUGUCACCAAGUAG
Molecule: messenger RNA, 1647 nt
Organism: Diaporthe batatas
Lineage: Eukaryota; Fungi; Ascomycota; Sordariomycetes; Diaporthales; Diaporthaceae
Exons: 3
Coding region: 1-1647 (548 amino acids)
Molecular function (GO): flavin adenine dinucleotide binding; NADP binding; N,N-dimethylaniline monooxygenase activity
Source: RefSeq, a predicted model, not a curated record